AUGGAAGGUUCUCCAAAGGGUAAGGGCAUGCAAGAAAAGGAAGAGCAGGGAAGAGCAGAUCAAGUUCGAUACCGAGGGGUCCGAAGGAGGCCGUGGGGGAAAUUUGCGGCGGAGAUACGUGACCCUUCUAGGCAUGGGCAGCGCCUGUGGCUAGGAACGUUUGAUACUGCAGAGGCGGCGGCUAGGGCUUAUGACCGGGCUGCUUUUAACCUAAGAGGUCAUCUUGCUAUCCUAAAUUUCCCCAAUGAGUACUAUGCUCAACUCCCAAACCCUCCUUAUCUCACAUCAUCAUCAUUUUCACCGUCGUCGUCGUCUUCUUCUCCAUCUGCUCGUAGUGGGAGUGUCGACAAGGGAGGUUCAUCAAGUGGACAACAAAGGCAAGUCAUUGAGUUUGAGUACUUGGAUGACAGUGUGUUGGAAGAACUUCUCCAAUCAGAAGAAGAGAAGAAGAAAAAAGGACAAGAUUGA
Molecule: messenger RNA, 468 nt
Organism: Ilex paraguariensis (yerba mate)
Lineage: Eukaryota; Viridiplantae; Streptophyta; Magnoliopsida; Aquifoliales; Aquifoliaceae
Source: the annotation of a GenBank genome assembly